Molecule: messenger RNA, 606 nt
Organism: Penicillium angulare
Lineage: Eukaryota; Fungi; Ascomycota; Eurotiomycetes; Eurotiales; Aspergillaceae
Gene: eb1
Product: microtubule-binding protein BIM1
Exons: 3
Coding region: 1-606 (201 amino acids)
Biological process (GO): regulation of microtubule polymerization or depolymerization; spindle assembly; protein localization to microtubule plus-end
Cellular component (GO): microtubule plus-end; spindle midzone; cytoplasmic microtubule
Molecular function (GO): microtubule plus-end binding
Source: RefSeq, a predicted model, not a curated record
AUGGCCCGGGUUAAGUUCAACGUUAACACCGAAUAUGCCUAUUUGCAAAACUUCAAGGUCCUGCAGAACGUCUUUGCGCGCCACACCGUCAACAAGCCUAUCCCCGUCCAAUCCCUUACCAAAUGCCGCAUGCAGGACAACUUGGAGUUCCUCCAGUGGACCAAGCGAUACUGGGACCAGCACUACCCCGGUGGUGAUUAUGAUGCCGUCGGUCGACGAAGGGCUUCAGGUGCCCCCGCUGGUGCCCCAGCUGCUCGUGCUCCCUCCGCAGGCUCACGACGCGGAGUGACCCCAACUACUACCAGUGCUGCCCGCCCCCGUGUUGCUACCGCGGGUGGUGGUGCUCCUUCUGCUGCUUUGCAGCAGGAGGUUGCGACUCAGAAGGAGGCGAUUGCCGGUCUUGAGAAGGAGCGCGACUUCUAUUUCGCUAAACUGCGUGAUAUCGAGCUGCUGCUUCAAAGUGCCAUCGAGGCCGAUCCGGAAUUGGAGAAGGAGGAGGAUACGCUUGUGAAGCACAUCCAGGGCAUUCUUUACUCUACUGAGGACGGUUUCGAGAUCCCCGCUGAGGGCGAGGAGGGUGCGGCCGAUGAUUUGGAGACAUUUUAA